Molecule: messenger RNA, 2188 nt
Organism: Marasmius oreades (fairy-ring Marasmius)
Lineage: Eukaryota; Fungi; Basidiomycota; Agaricomycetes; Agaricales; Marasmiaceae
Exons: 10
Coding region: 90-1892 (600 amino acids)
Source: RefSeq, a predicted model, not a curated record
AUUAUCCAUCUAGUCACCUUGACACCGCUGUCAUGCAGUCGAAAUAGUUUCAACCACAACCUCCAUGAACAUGAACUCACCCCUCUAGGAUGUUCAACAACUCGGCUCAUAACAACAUCACCAGCGGAACCUUCAACACAAUCUACGGAAAUCAAUACAAUACAUGGUACCCAUCGCAGCAUGAAAGUCAGCGCAUAGGUUCUCCGGAAGAAUGGAAAGUGAAGUUGUCUCAGGAAUAUGACCGAAUUCCAGCCGGGAGAAUCAAAAUCCUCAGAACGAUCGGUGAAUCCAAAGCUUGGAGAGGUGAACGUGAAAACGGCGAUCUGGAGGAACAGGAACAAUUCAAUGGUCUCAGGGCGAAAAGAGUUAUUCAUUCAGCGUGUCUCAUCGGUGAUAGAGAAGACUCUCCCCCCUUCCUGAGUGUUGCGUAUACCGGUCGCGAUGCUAAGAAGGUCUUCAAACGGGAUCUCAUCGCAUUCUCUCGCAUCAGACACGGCAACUUUGUGCAGCUACGAGGUUUCAACGAUUCAGACAUCCCAAUGAUCAUGUUUCAAGAGGAAGUCGUCCCUGUGCGCCAUGUUCUGGAACGCCACGGUCAUUCACCAGCUUUAAAGUGUUACUUUUCUUUGCAGGCAGGCAUGGCCCUAAUGGCCGUGCAGGAUUGGCAUCAGACGCCGUCGUAUCCUUGUGACGGCGUGUGGAUUCAGCCGAGGAAAGGAACAGUAACCUUAGGUCCACGAGGGCCUUGGCCCACCAAAUUGUUUUAUGUUUCUCUAGAUUCACAGAUCGGAAGCUUGAACAUUCCUGCUCUCCCCAUUAACCUUUACAACAUAGAUAUACUCCUCAGGUAUUUGGCUGAAUAUUCUUCAAGCCAGUCAGUUCUGUACAGUCUGGCCGCGCCGACACGCUAUCACUCAUCAGAGACAGUUGGCGAUUUUCCUAAGCACUAUCAUGUCUGGGUACAUUCUUCUGGUCAACCCGUGGCGAAGUUCCAGUCCCACUGGACACAUCGGGCUUCCCUCUCUGUGUAUGACGAAAAGUUCCGCCGGAGAUACUACGCGCAAGACCAGCCGAUGGUGAUGGAAAGCGGGAUGACGCGCUUUUUGCUCAAACGGCCUCGAAACCUGGAUUGCGUUAACUUUCGUUUCGAAUUGGAUAUGGGCACACAUAUUUAUCAGCCUGCGAGCCAUUUGUCGUGGCUAUCUCAAGCUUGCAGCAUCUUCAGCAAGUUACAUAGUUCCCCGGAUGAGUGGUCGAAUUAUGCGUUACACGGCGACUGUUUUUACCUGGAACUUGUUCCUGAAAAAUAUGACCAUGUUGUGAAUGCCCUCGAGACGCCGUGUUAUCUGUUCGUCCUCCCACCACUACAAUUUUUUGACGGAUAUCCCGAUAUUGCCGCUUGGAUGCGUGGAGAGAAUUUGUAUUACUGGUCUUCUGAUGCUACUGGACAAUCCAUUAUGCCAGAGAGUCAACGCAUCCACCUAGGUUUUCCUUCCCUCGUUCCCAAACAUCCAGGACUAUAUUCGAAUGUUUGGAGUUCUGACGUCUACCAUUUCAUCUGGAAGUGGCAAGAGAUAAAGGGUUUUGAUCCCACCACGACCGAGUUUACUCGUUCCUUGGGCUUUCCUGUCCUUGAAUUAGUCAUUCCUGUCUCGAAUGAGGCUCUAUCCGGCGAUAAAGAUUUUACUUUCGAAGCCGGAACGGGUACUCAAAACGAGGAAUUUGUGGACAUGGGCACUCUCACGUCUACUGGGACUCGCCUUGAUGGGGGAUAUACAAAGGCGAGCGAGAAUAGUGCUACAAUCGAAGGCAUGAGCGUGGAACUAGACAAAUGCUCUGUUCUAUUCGAACGCCUUGGCCUCGACUCAAACGCGAAUAUGGAGGUGGACUAGCGUGAACCAACGCGCAGAUCACGAAAUAGCAUGCAUUAGGGAUAGCGAAUCUCUUGAUACUAAUCAAUCUGAUGGGUUACAUAUCUGGUCAUGUGGAGUUUCUAUUGAAAUUCCCGAUAUUAUAAAGUCUUGAGGCCCGUACCAUAACCAUACCCUUCGUUUCCUAACCACCAUCAUCGACAUCAAUGUCCCCAGACACUAUCUUGGAGUUCUACGACAUCCCGUCAAAGCUGCCAGGCAUUGCCUGGUCUCCGAAUACCUGGAAGACGAGGUACUGUCUCAACUACAAGGGUAUA